AUGUCUUCCCCCAAUCGUGAGGCUGUCUUCCCAGAGCCUGAGCCUGAGCCUGAGUCUUCAAACUGCAAGAAAAAAAAGAAGAAAAGAAAGCGGCUACAGCAAGAGGCCAGCAUCCAAGCCCUCACUAGGGCUGGCCAUGGGGCCCUGCAGGCCGGCCGGAACCAUGAGGCCUUAAGCAGCUUCCAGAAGGCCUUCCUAUUGGCCUCUAAGGCCCCAAGAACCAAGGACAUCUCUGUGCUUCAAGCCUGUGCCUUCAACCUGGGGGCUGCUUAUGUGGAGACUGGGGACCCAGCCAGAGGCCUAGAACUGCUGCUGCAAGCCCAGCCUGCACAAAAUCCACAGGGCAGAUGUCAUGGGGACCAGUGUUUUAAUGUAGCUUUAGCCUAUCAUGCCCUUGGUGACCUGCCCCAAGCUUUGAACUGGUACCACAGGGCCCUGGGCCAUUACCAGCCACAAGGUAACCAGGGGGAAACCCAGGCAAAAAUGGGAGCCUGUUACCAGGCCCUGGGACAGCCUGAGCAAGCAGUCCACUGCCUGCAGGAAGCAAGCCAGGCCUAUGCCCUAGCAGGCCAGACCCAGGCCGCAGCCCUGGCACUGGGGGCUGCAGCUGGGUGUAUGUUGAAAAGUGGGCAGCAUGGGGUGGGUGAGGUGGUACAGGUGCUGGAGGAGAGCCGGAAACUUGCCGAGAGGAGCACCAAGACAGGAUUGCUGGGGCCACUCUACAAUGACCUAGGCCUGGGCUAUGCCCAGCUCCAGCUGUUCCCUCUGGCACUAGAGGCCUUCCUGCAGGCCCUACCCCUGUGCCAGGAGCCAGGAGAACAGGCUACAGUGCUGAGAAACCUUGGGAUGGCUCACAAUGCCCUUGGCAACUAUGAGGAAGCCCGGGAUUUUCACCAUAAGGCUGCCAACCUGCAUG
This is a messenger RNA of Dipodomys ordii (Ord's kangaroo rat), 916 nucleotides long. RefSeq names its product tetratricopeptide repeat protein 24-like. Gene Ontology annotation, molecular function: protein binding. The transcript is spliced from 2 exons. The record is from RefSeq and is a predicted model, not a curated record. The annotation marks the transcript as partial. NCBI's taxonomy places the organism in Eukaryota, Metazoa, Chordata, Mammalia, Rodentia, Heteromyidae.